Molecule: messenger RNA, 2140 nt
Organism: Eutrema salsugineum
Lineage: Eukaryota; Viridiplantae; Streptophyta; Magnoliopsida; Brassicales; Brassicaceae
Product: E3 ubiquitin-protein ligase MARCH7
Exons: 9
Coding region: 420-1889 (489 amino acids)
Molecular function (GO): zinc ion binding
Source: RefSeq, a predicted model, not a curated record
UCCUUGAUCAACAGCAGAGAGAGAGAGAGGUAGGCCCAUCUCUCUCCAUAAAUGAGAAUCAUGCUUUUCUCUCUCUUCCUCCAUUCCUUUUUCUCAUUCUUCUUCCCCAUUUACAGCCCAAUUCCACUAACUUCCUCGUCAUCAUAAGCACUAAUCUCGAGGAGAUAAAGAAGCACCUCUCUCUCUCUUGUUCCUUCCGUUUCAAAGUUUCUUCCUUUUGGGCGGGUUUUCAGGAAAUUUUGGAUUUUUCUCUUCUUAGGGACGUUUCUUUAAUUUCUGUGUUUCUUGUAGUUGUGGGUUUUUGUUUAUAGUUCUUGUUACUGUGUCACGCUUUUCUCUAGCAAACUGUGAAAGCUUGUGACGACUAUAUGAUUAUUCUGGCCUUCUAAUAAAAGUCUCCAUUUUUCUAUUGUUAAGUGAUGGGUACUGAUGAGAAGCCUCUUAAUCCUCUUGAUUCAAGCCAUGGUGAUUCUGCCCCUUCUUCAAAUCAGAAGGCCGAAGGAUCCUCUGCUAUUAUAGAAGAGAUAUCUGCAAAUGCUCAACAAUGGAGGCGAAAGAACCUCUCUUUGCAGAUACCCUCGAGAGCAACGGGUCUCUCUCCUGAAGACUCGGUUGUAAUCAAAAUGCCUCCAACGCCUAGUCCAACUCCAAGAAGAGUGAAUUUUUCUUUAACUUCGAGCUCUCCAGGUCCUGGUCCUACUUCUUCUUCUUCUGUUCCUCCGCGUGGCAAAUCGUCCCUGAAGAAUCUAAUCCCAAAAGUUGGGUUCAAACCAAAACACUCUAACACCGAUAUCGAGAAAGGACAAGGGGAUGUCUGUUCUCCUUCUGCACUGCAAGAGAAGGCUUCGAUAUCGAGGUCAUUGUCACUUACAAAGUUAUUUACGCCUAGGAUCAAGAGAACUUCAUCUCUACCUGUGACUCCCAUUAUUCUUUCAAACUCAGAGUCAGCUCACGGAGGAACCAGUGUUGCUCCUCAAACUCCAAGCAGCAAAGGGAGUGUGCAGAUAGCUCGCUCUCGUUCUGUGCCUGUUAAUGACAAGGAUGCAAGCCUAAGGGGAAUGGACUCAUUCUUCAGAGUUAUUCCUUCGACUCCUCGUGUAAAGGAAGGAGACAUUUUUUCAAAUGCAUUAGAAGCUGGUGAUACUGAAACAGGCGAUGCUGAUGGAGAGGACAUUCCUGAGGAUGAAGCAGUUUGUAGGAUUUGUUUGGUAGAGCUCUGUGAAGGAGGAGAAACCUUAAAAAUGGAGUGUAGUUGCAAAGGAGAACUUGCUCUUGCCCAUAAAGAAUGUGCUCUUAAAUGGUUCACCAUAAAGGGUAACAAAACCUGUGAGGUUUGUAAACAAGAAGUUAAGAACUUACCUGUAACACUCUUACGGAUCCAAAGCAUUCGAAAUUCUGGUGUUCCUCAGCUAGAUGUCACUGGUUACAGGGUUUGGCAGGAGGUGCCGGUUCUGGUAAUCAUCAGCAUGCUUGCUUACUUCUGCUUCCUCGAGCAGCUCCUGGUUGAGAAAUUGGGGACGGGUGCAAUAGCGAUAUCUCUGCCGUUUUCUUGUAUUCUUGGUCUUCUUGCAUCCAUGACCGCAUCAACCAUGGGUAUAAUGAGAAGAUUUGUCUGGAUUUACGCAUCUGUUCAGUUUGCUUUGGUGGUUCUCUUCGCCCAUGUUUUUUACUCUGUGGUGGAGUUGCAACCAGUUCUGUCGGUUCUUCUUUCAACAUUUGCUGGAUUUGGUGUCUGCAUAUGCGGAAGUUCAGUGAUGGUUGAGUUUGUGAGAUGGAAACGAAGAUGGCGAGCAAGAAGGCUCGAGCAGCAGCUGAACCGUUCUCAGACGCUUCCGCCACCACAACCGGUGGAUGCAACAACCUCUCAACAUCAUCCAAUUGCCUCUUAGAGCCAGGAAGUGGAAGAUACUUACAGUUAUACAGUAGUUGGUUAAAGUUAUGUUAUGAUUUGUAUAAAAAGAAUAGGGAAAGUGAUGGAAGAAUGCUUAAGAUUGUUCUUUUGUUUGUCUUGCUUCUUUACAUACACCACUGUAUUGUUGUAACUUGUAAGUUUGUAAUUUUGAUUUCUCAAUCUCUGCAAAUGAAUUGUUUGUAGUAGUAUUGAAGUUUUCAUGUGUAAUAAAUUUGGUAGUUAUGAAAA